ACAUUUUGUAUGUAAUAAUAGAGGGCAUACUUUCUCUUCAGCUGCCAUCACUCCUCGUGUUGUCCACCAACAAUAACUCUCCGUCUCUCUAUCUCUCUCUCUCUCCAGGCGCUGUCGAUCUUCAUUUGUUUGUAAAAAAGUAGAGAGAAGGAAAAAAAAAGAGGCGAGUUGGAGAAUGGGAGAAGAGAAGCCGAAAUCAGUUGGAAUUUGGUCGACCGUAAAGCCGUUCGCUAAUGGCGGUGCAUCUGGUAUGCUUGCUACCUGUGUUAUCCAACCCAUCGAUAUGAUCAAGGUCAGGAUUCAACUGGGCCAGGGAUCCGCAGUUGAUGUGACUAAGACCAUGCUUAAAAAUGAAGGUUUUGGUGCCUUUUACAAGGGUUUGUCUGCUGGGCUUCUUAGACAAGCCACAUACACAACCGCACGUCUUGGAACAUUCAAGAUUUUGACAAACAAAGCAAUAGAGGCCAAUGAUGGGAAGCCAUUGCCGCUUUAUCAGAAGGCUCUGUGUGGAUUGACAGCUGGAGCUAUCGGUGCAUCUGUGGGAAGUCCUGCGGAUUUAGCACUAAUUCGCAUGCAGGCUGAUGCUACUUUGCCUCUCGCCCAACGACGUCACUACACAAACGCAUUUCACGCGCUCUCUCGAAUUGUUGUUGAUGAAGGAGUUUUAUCUCUCUGGAAAGGUGCGGGCCCGACUGUGGUCAGAGCUAUGGCACUUAACAUGGGCAUGCUCGCUUCUUAUGACCAGAGUGUCGAGUUCUGUAGGGACUCUCUUGGUUUUGGCGAGGCUUCCACUGUUGUAGGGGCAAGUACUGUGUCGGGAUUCUUUGCUGCGGCGUGUAGUUUGCCGUUUGAUUAUGUGAAGACGCAAAUACAGAAAAUGCAGCCAGAUGCUCAAGGGAAAUAUCCCUACACUGGUUCGGUCGAUUGUGUCGUGAAAACAUUCAAGGCUGGUGGACCGUUCAAGUUUUACACUGGAUUUCCAGUCUACUGUGUUAGAAUCGCCCCUCACGUCAUGAUGACCUGGAUUUUCUUGAACCAAAUCCAGAAAUUUGAGAAAACGAUCGGGUUGUAAGUCCAAGUGGAGUAGCAGCAGGUUUUGGUGGGGGUUAAGCUUUUGAUCGGAAUAAUGUUUUUUGGCCAUGUUUGUCGUAAUUGACACGUUCGAAGUUGAGAGUAAUUUUACAGCAGCCAUCAUAAUUUUUUUUUUUUUUUUUGUAUUGAACUGAAUGAGGUUAGGAUAGGGCAUGCAUUUUUUGCGGAAUCCUCUCCAAUUAAAGGUUGGGAGGAAUUUUUAUUUUAAAAUUGGGGAAGAAUGAAUGUCUUGGCAAAAUAAUAAAAUGCUACUUUAAAUUGCUUAUUUCAGAAAAGUGGUAACUGGAAUUUUUUUUCGGACAACAUCACAUGAUUUGGCGACAUUUUAGAUAUUUAAUGAUUUGGAACUAAUUUAUCUGUUGGAUUUGUAUAUUAUUAUUUAUUUAGCUGUGAGCUCUACU
Erythranthe guttata (spotted monkey flower) is the source of this 1493-nucleotide messenger RNA. Its product is annotated as mitochondrial dicarboxylate/tricarboxylate transporter DTC. The record is from RefSeq and is a predicted model, not a curated record. NCBI's taxonomy places the organism in Eukaryota, Viridiplantae, Streptophyta, Magnoliopsida, Lamiales, Phrymaceae.